AUGUCCCAAAAAUCAAAAACAUUGUUGCACUUAUUGCAAUAGUAAUAACACUAUCAUGAUGAUAUCAAUACAUCUUUGGAAUCUAAUUAUAGACAUAGUUCAGAACAUACAGAAAAGAAAUUUGAUCUAAAACUUCAAAAAUCUGUUGUAGAACUAUUUUAAUAAAUAAAAAGCAGUGUACUAAAAACAGAAGAUCAAGUUUAAUUAUUAAUUAAUAAUUGAUAGUUACUAUUAUGUUAGAUAAGAAAGGUAGUACCUCUUGAUAAAAAAGAAGAUUUAUAUUCAGAUCCGAUUUGUUUAAUUUGUUAUAUUGGAUGCAUAUUUACAAUUGUUUUACAAAAUAAAGUAUUCUUAGAAUGAGAUUAGUUUAAUUUAGAAUAGCAGAUAGAAGAUUAUAACUAAAGAAACUAAAAUGAUUAUGAAGAAUAAUUGAUUAAAUUAGAAGCAGAGAUUCGUUAACAUAUACGAGUAUAAUACAUAAAAUAAAAAAGAUUGAACAAUAAUUAAAAUUAUUUGGUGAGAAUACUUAGUCAAAGUUGGAAGAUGCAUUAAAAAUAAAAGAAGAUUUAGAGGAAGAGUUAUAAACAGUUAAGAAUGAUCUUUAAGUAUCAAUUAUAGAUAAUAAGAUUCUAUAUGAAAAAAAUAACACAUUAAAUCAAAAGUUAAAGAUACAAGAUAAAGCUACAUAAAAUCUUAAAAUAAAUUCAAAUUUUGAUUUAAACUCUUAAAAUAACAAGUUUAGCUAACAGUGUAAUAAGUCUUCCCAAAGAAAAGACAAUAUAGAAAAUGAAUUUCCUAAGCAACAGUCUAUUUCAAUAAAUAUUUAAAAAGAAAAACCAAAAUAUACAGAUUAGGAAUAUGUAAAUUAGUUAAUAAUUAAUUAGGGAAAUCGAUUGUUUACAGAACCAUAAGAGGAGUAUAUUAAAAUUAGGAAUGGCUCUUAAAAAAGAAUUAACUCUAUUCAUAUUUUUAAUAAUCAUAAUAAGUCAAGUAAUUUAGCUUGUAGAGUGCAAACUGAAACUAAUGAAUUUUUGGAUAAAAAAAGAAAAAAUAAUUUAUCUCAUUAUGAAACCUCAUAAAUUGCCAUUAAACAUCAAAGAAAUUAGACAUCAUAAAAUGUUUUAAAUUUGAUAAGUAAAAUAUUUAAUAAUAAUUAAGAAGAUCAAGAAAUCAAACGAUAAUAAUUAACAAAGGGGUGCUCUGAAAAAUCUACAAUAAAUUCUAAUAAACCAAAUAAGAAGGUUUCUUCAUCUUAGCAUACUGAAGCAAAUAGAUCGAAUAAUUCUGUUCAUAGUUUUCGUAAAUAAACUCCAGAUGUAAUGCAAAUUCCAAGACCUUUUUCAUGUGCAGAAUAAAUUGAAGAAGGUUAAAAUUCAGUAAGUUUUUAUAUUCUAUAAAAUAGUUACGCAAAGAUUUAAGUGUAGAUUUAAAUGGGUAAUCGAAAUUAAAUGCGGAAUAUUUGGAAAAUCAAAUAUAAAUAAAGAAACUAUUACAAUAAUAUCAAAAUAAACAUUCUUUAAAUGAUACUCUGACGAAAAAAUUACUAUAAGAAUACAAAAAAAGAUCAGGAAUAAAUUGUAAGACUAUUUAUUGA
Messenger RNA from Paramecium sonneborni, 1594 nucleotides. NCBI's taxonomy places the organism in Eukaryota, Ciliophora, Oligohymenophorea, Peniculida, Parameciidae. The record is from the annotation of a GenBank genome assembly.